This is a messenger RNA of Prunus armeniaca (apricot), 480 nucleotides long. Lineage: Eukaryota; Viridiplantae; Streptophyta; Magnoliopsida; Rosales; Rosaceae. The record is from the annotation of a GenBank genome assembly.
AUGCCAGACACUAGAGACUACACCAACUUCACUUGGGUGCAUUUUUAUGCUGGAAAUAUUGGUGAGGAAGGAGCUUACAAUUUAUUAUUGACAGCGAGCACCUUUGUUUCUCCUCCAUCCUGCCGACUCCCGACAAAAGAGAGUUACGUGUCCUCGCGGCGUACGUUAGCAAAGCCCACACCCGGCGUACACGUGUGCAGCCAAUCAAACAGAACAGAGUUGAUCCCUGAAAGUAAAAAGUUCCCUUUCAGAUUUCUCGCGCUAGUUUCAAUCCCCUGCCCCGCCAACCCAUCAUACGAACUCCGGCCUCCGAAAAUCUCUGGCGUCUUCCGCAAAAUCAACGGUCCUGAUUUCUGGCUCGCGGACUCAUCAGAGAAAAAGAUAGUGGAGGAUCGUUACCGCGGAGACUUUGAGAGUGGAAGGGAUGAAAGAAACUCGUUAGAGAUGGGCCCCACCCCCACUGGAUAUAUAUUUAUAUAA